AUGUUGAUUCUCCAUGAGACCCCAGCUGGAUACGCUGUGUUCAAAGUGACCGACGAAGAUGUUCUGAACAUCGCGUCAGACGAGGAAUAUAAUGAGGCAUUAAAAAAGACAGACCCGUCGAAUGUAGUGUCGCUGGACUAUUUGUUAAAGUUCGAGAAAGCAGAACAGGCUGUCGACGAGUGCCAAGCGGUCAACGACGGUGUGAUGACCCCAUUGCUCCACAAAUUCUUAAAGGCGACAGUCAUGAAGACGGACAAUAAGGAGAUGAUAGUCAUCGACUCGAACUUGUCGCAGUCGAUUAGAAACAAAUUGAAGCUUGAGACGCCAAAUGCCGCUUACACUUUACGACUGGACAGACUUAUUAGAGAAAACAUCGAGAAGCUGAUGCCCGAGAUUUCAUCGAACGAAAUGCACUCGAUGGAAAUGGGUCUCUCUCACCACUGGUCAUCAUUUAAGAUCAAAUUCUCACCAGAUAAAAUCGAUACUAUGGUGAUUCAGGCUGUCUCAUUGCUUGAUGAUUUGGAUAAGGAAAUCAAUAACUACGGUAUGAGAAUCCGAGAGUGGUACGGAUGGCACUUCCCUGAGCUCUCCAAGUUUGUCGCCGACCAGUUGUCGUAUUGUGAACUUGUUGUUAAAAUUGGGAUGCGAGUGAAUGCGAAGGAAGUUGAUAUGAAGGAAUAUGUUGAUCCCGUUGUAGAAGAAGAGAUUAAGAAUGCCAGUGUGACAUCUAUGGGUUCUGAGAUCUCAGAUGAGGAUUUGGAAAACAUCAAAGAAUUGUGCAAUCAAACGAUUGAUAUCAUUCACUAUAGAGAACAAUUGAACGACUAUUUGACUCAAAGAAUGAAAGCUAUUGCCCCGAAUUUGACAACUUUACUUGGUGAGAUGGUAGGUGCUCGACUCAUUGCACACACUGGAUCGUUAAUCAAUUUGGCUAAAGCACCAGGAAGCACUAUCCAAAUUCUCGGAGCAGAAAAGGCUUUAUUCAGAGCUAUUAAGUCAAAGAAGAAAACCCCAAAGUAUGGACUCAUCUAUCACGCGACGUUAAUCGGACAAGCUCCAGCUAAAUCAAAAGGUAAGAUCUCUAGAGUCUUGUCAUCAAAGGCCGCGUUGUGCGCGAGAGUCGACGCGUUGUCGGACAGCGUACAAACUUCAAUGGGUGAGAAGGGAAGAGAACUGGUUGAAGAAAGACUCAGAGCAGCGGAGAGCAAGGCCGCGGGGAUCGCACAACCACAAAUUGGGAAGUUCGCAAGAAAGCAAGAUAAUGUCGUUGCGUCGACAAAGGUAUUUAACACGACUAAUGAUAUUAAGUUGAAAGAAGACAAAAAGCCACAAAUCAAGGAAGAAGAUUCAUCAAGUGAGGAAGUGAUUAAACAAAAGGUUAAAACUGAGAAGAUGUCGGAAUCAUCGUCAUCAGAUUCUUCUGAAUCUUCAGAUUCGUCAAGUGAAGAAGAAAAACCUAAGAAAAUGGAAAUAGAAAAACCAAAGAAAGUGUCGGAAGAUGAGAGCUCAAGCGAAUCAUCUUCGUCAGAUUCUGAAUCAUCUUCAAGUGAGGCCGGAAAGAGAAAGAAAAAGAGCACAAAGGGUAAAGAGGAAAAAAGAAGAAAUUGA
Messenger RNA from Entamoeba invadens IP1, 1608 nucleotides. RefSeq names its product nucleolar protein nop56, putative. Lineage: Eukaryota; Evosea; Mastigamoebida; Endamoebidae. The transcript has a single exon. Gene Ontology annotation, molecular function: snoRNA binding. Bases 1 to 1608 code for a protein of 535 amino acids. The record is from RefSeq and is a predicted model, not a curated record. Gene Ontology annotation, cellular component: box C/D methylation guide snoRNP complex; small-subunit processome.